Messenger RNA from Plasmopara halstedii, 3948 nucleotides. RefSeq names its product dead deah box rna. Lineage: Eukaryota; Oomycota; Peronosporomycetes; Peronosporales; Peronosporaceae. The record is from RefSeq and is a predicted model, not a curated record. Gene Ontology annotation, molecular function: RNA binding; RNA helicase activity; ATP binding. Bases 1 to 3948 code for a protein of 1315 amino acids. The transcript is spliced from 7 exons. Gene Ontology annotation, biological process: DNA metabolic process.
AUGACUGUGGUAUCAGCGAUGAUAAAUGUAGUGCAAAGCUCAUCAAUUCGAGCAUUAGAUGGCAUGGGAAAUACAGUCGAAUGGUGGGCUGUGCUUAAGCUUCCAUCGCAUAUCCAAUCAUCGUCUGGUGUCGUAAUUCCAAAUCCAUGUGACUGUCCUGUGCCAGAUUGUCGCAAUGUAGCGACCUCGGAAUCCAAAAGUCGACAAACUCGAGGAAAAGGACUUUGCUAUCUAUAUGCAGACUCGAGAAUGCCGGAAUUUCGUUACUUUCGAGAUAUUGGCUACGAAUGUUUAGGCCAAGGUGGCAAUGAUCCACUAAGUCACACGUUAAAACAGCGCGAGAAAAGUGCAUAUUGGGCAUAUUUCAACGAUCAAUUCAAUGGCAUUGCUGCUGCUUUUCAUACGCGAAAUAGCACAACAACUCAAGAGAUGAAACAUGUUUGUAAUGGUGGUGAUGUCUUUAGUGCUCAUGCAAAAGGAGCUGUAGCUUUUCAAAAUGAUUCAACUGGUGGUUUCUUUCUUCAAACGUCGACACCAAAUUAUCCUGAUCCAACACGAAAUGAUUCUUUUGUGAAUUUAGGAUGUCAAGUUGAUAAUAAUGUGCAAUUCGCACAACAUGUCGUUGCCAUGUCAUUAGAUGAUCUCGAACUUCAUAAACUUGCACAAGAGCUACAGCUUGCAAGAUUGUGUUCAAGUAACUUUUACAAUGACGAGAAUUUUCGUACAUUGUUAAGAAGUGAUUCUUUAGAUCAAGAUGGAAAAGAAGAGGAAAAUACAACUGCUGCAGCCUUUUAUCAAGCACUUUUGAAUCCAAAUUUACCACUUCCGAAGCCUAUGGAUCCCAUGAAAGCUGAAUUUCGAUUAAAGUUGUCACAAACGAGUCGGAAUGUGUAUAUUCCACUUGAAAAAGAUCAAAAGCUUGUAGAUUUGAGUUCAUUUAAUGAUCAGCAAGAAGUUCGUGUUCUCGUGAAAAGUCCACGAGCUACUGUACCACCGUGGGCAUUAGUUGCUGAAAUGCUUGAUUCAGAUAUUAGUGUGGCUUCAUGGUGGGAUGGAAGCUAUGGCAUUCCGAUUAUUUGUGCUGGUGAUAAGUACACACAUUCACCUUAUGAGUUUUGUUUGAAUAAUCCAUCCACUGGUGUGAAAUUAAACGCAGAUGGAUCUGCUCCAUAUAAUAUUGAGAAUCUGAUGCAUGCUACGUGGCGAAUGAAUGAUAAUGAUACCUUUUUGACGUGGCAAUUAAUUGGUGGACAACUUCUUGAUGGGAAUCAUGCAAAAUGGGGCUUGACAACACCUCGUAGUGGCUAUAGAAAUCUUACAAAUGCUUAUGUUAUCUUUGGUGAUCUCAAUAUGGAAGGAUAUCCAUGUUCGAAACAGUGCAAUGGGUCACAAGCAGGACGAGGUGGAACCUUUUUUUCGUUGAUGGAACCAAGAAUGCACAAAAGUUUGAGUGAAAAUGUCAUUUCGGAUACUUGUCGAUGUGUUUCACCUGAUGGAGAAGUACGAAAGGAAAGAAUUGAACUAGAUGCUGAUGGAUUUUCGACAUUUGAACACUUGCAACGUGAAUAUCUUCGUGGUGCGAGACGCAAAGCCCAAACGGCCGAUUAUUUUGACGUGGAUGAUGGUACAGAUGAAGAAAAGAAAGUUGCUGCAACAGGGGACGAAGUGGAUCCACUUGAUGCUUUUAUGGAGGAUAUUGAUGCACAAGUGAAGCAACAACGCCAAGCACCUCCGAAACAAGUGGCGGACAAGCCACAAGUAUUGAAUCUUGAUGAUGACGAAAGCAACUAUUUUGAGAAAGUUGCACGGACUAAUAAAUAUCCCCAAGAAUUUGAUAAUUCCGACGAUGAAGUGUAUGAAAUGGCAAAGGAUUUGGAUACAGACGCUUUGGAAGAAAUGAAACGUAAAGAAAUGGAAAUUCUCACUCCACUCGAUCAUGCCACAAUCGAGUAUGAAAGUUUUCGUAAAAACUUUUACACGCCACAUCGUGACAUCUGCAAAUUAAGUGACACUGAAGUGGCAACGUUACGCUCCAAAUUAAAUGUUUGCGUCCAUGGAGCUCAAGUGGCAACUCCAGUACAAUCAUUUUUACAUCUUGGAUUUGAUCGUAAAAUUGUGCAAAUGCUUCGAAAACUGAAUCUUGAAACUCCAACAGCAAUUCAAGCACAAGCAAUACCAGUUGCUUUAUCAGGACAUGAUGUCAUUGGCAUUGCCAAAACUGGAUCUGGUAAAACUUUAGCUUUUACUUUGCCACUUGUACAUCAUAUUAUGGACCAAAGAACAUUAAAACGAGGGGAAGGACCAAUUGCAAUUAUUUUGGCCCCGACACGAGAAUUGGCCCGUCAAACAUACAUUCUAGUGAAAAAGUUUGUGAGUAUGUUUAAUGCAUCAUGUGCUGCAAUUUAUGGUGGUGCUAGCAAGUACGAACAAGUCCAAGCAUUAAAAAAAGGAGUUGAAGUGAUUAUUGCAACACCUGGACGUUUGAUUGAAAUGAUUCGAAAGAAAAUUGUGGUCAUGAAUCGUGUGACGUUUGUGGUACUGGAUGAAGCAGAUCGAAUGUUUGAAAUGGGAUUUGAGCCACAAGUGCGUUCAAUUAUGGGUCAAAUUCGUCCUGAUCGACAAACACUCAUGUUUUCUGCAACUUUUCGUUCUAGGAUACAAGCACUUGCUCUUGAUGUACUAAAUGAUCCAGUGAAAUUGACUAUAGGACACAUGGGACAAGCAAAUGAAGAAAUUCGACAAGUUGCAAUUGUUUUACCAAAUCAUGGUGCGAAAUGGCCUUGGCUUAUGUCAAAAGUUGAAAUGUUAGUGACCGAUGGUCGUUUGCUUAUCUUUGCUAAUAGUAAAACUGGAUGUGAGACAUUGGCUACAAACUUGGGAUUAGCGUGUCCUACAAUUUCUGUCUUAUCUUUGCAUGGUGAUAAAACGCAACAUGAACGUACAGAUGUUUUGCGUCAAUUUAAACAAGGCAAAUGUCAAGUGUUAAUUGCCACUGAUGUGGCAGCGCGUGGUUUAGAUGUGAAAAAUGUGAAAACUGUCGUGAAUUUUGAUGUGGCAAAGACUAUUGAUACUCAUAUCCAUCGUAUUGGUAGAACUGGACGUAUGAGUCACGAUGGGGUCGAGCCUGGAACGGCGUAUACGCUUGUAACACGCCUCGAGUCGCAGUUUGCAGCGCAAUUAGUAUACAAUAUGGAUGUGUCAGGACAAAAAGUGUCCGAGGAAUUAGUUGCACUUGCACAAAAAGAUGGACGAUUUCGACGUGGCAAACAUGCAACAAAGUGGCAAAAAGAAAAUAGUCAAAAAGAAUGUGAAGAAAGUAAAGAAGAGCGAUUAUUAGAUGCUUCGGAUGUAGCAGAAUUGCAGCGAUAUCAUGAUAGUCAACGAAAGACUAAAGCUGAGCAACGUCAAGGUGUGGGAUUUGGUCAUUUCAACGCACGAAAAAAAGUAGUGCAUCCUGUUGCAUGUGCACCUGCCACAAAAUUGGCAAAUGCAUUUCGCUCAGGGUUUGUCAAGUCGACACUUGAUAUUGAUGCAAAUGCAACUUUUUGUGCACCUUCUACUACUUCAGCACCUUCUACUACUUCAGCUAUCUCAAGUUCGAUCAUUCCAUCCGACGCCACAAAACUUUCUCCUAUCACUACCUCAAGUAUUGAUCAAGUCUCAGAGAAAGUAAAGCACGUUCAAGAAGUCGACAAAGAUAUUACAGUCGUAGCCAUUCAAAAUCAAGAAAUCGAUAUCGUUCAAAUUCUUCUGAACGUGAUUCUCGUCGAUGCCAUCGCUACAAGCGACAAAACAGUAGAUCGAGUCCAAGUUCAAGUCCAAGUCCAAGACGUCGACGUCGCUCAGUAUCACGCUCACGUUCGAGAUAUCGAAGACGUUAAGAAAUUCUUGAAACAAUUUAAAGUCAUUUUUUUUUUUGCUUUUCGAAAAAGUUUUCAAUGUGCUUGA